Molecule: messenger RNA, 1700 nt
Organism: Symsagittifera roscoffensis
Lineage: Eukaryota; Metazoa; Xenacoelomorpha; Acoela; Convolutidae
Product: 26S proteasome regulatory subunit 7
Exons: 7
Coding region: 204-1523 (439 amino acids)
Biological process (GO): proteasome-mediated ubiquitin-dependent protein catabolic process
Cellular component (GO): proteasome regulatory particle, base subcomplex
Molecular function (GO): proteasome-activating activity; ATP hydrolysis activity; ATP binding
Source: RefSeq, a predicted model, not a curated record
AGGUUUUUUGUUCUUGACGACACUGCGAAUUGAAAGUGUUGAGGGUUUUGUAGCUGCGAGUUAAUCGGUUUGUUGGCCUCUUACUAAUUGCAGAGCAUUAAGAUCACAACUAAACCUUGUAAACAUUUCAAGCCUCUUAAACUCGAGAAUUAGCUGAAGCCGUAGUUUUCCAUUACUCUAUCAAAAGGGCUAGUUAACCAAAGAUGCCUGACCACCUGGGAAAGGACAUGCGAAAGGUGAAGGAUGAGGAUAAAGACGAGAAGCCGAUUGAGGUGUUGGACGAGGGAGAUAUUGCAAUCCUGAAGAACUACGGGGCUGGUGCAUAUGCCAAGGCAGUCAAGAAGACAGAUGACGACAUCAAGGCAAUACUUAAACGCGUGAACGAGCUGACUGGUAUCAAAGAGAGCGACACUGGUCUAGCUCCUCCGGCUCUGUGGGAUCUGGCGGCCGACAAACAGGCACUCCAGGGCGAGCAGCCACUUCAAGUAGCGAGAGUGACCAAAAUAAUCCAGAGUGGGGGAGAAGGUGCGACUAGCAAUGAAGACGCCAAGUACAUCAUCAACGUAAAACAGUUCGCCAAGUUCGUUGUGGAUCUCAGCGACAAUGUGGCCCCGAGUGAUAUCGAAGAAGGAAUGAGGGUGGGAGUUGAUAGGAACAAGUACCAGAUACACCUUCCACUGCCGCCCAAAAUAGACCCAACUGUUACCAUGAUGCAGGUAGAGGAGAAGCCUGACGUGACGUAUGCAGAUGUGGGGGGAUGCAAGGAGCAGAUUGAGAAGUUGAGAGAGGUCGUUGAGACUCCCCUGCUGCACCCGGAGAGAUUCGUUAACUUGGGCAUCGAUCCCCCCAAGGGAGUGCUCUUGUUCGGACCCCCUGGAACAGGAAAGACGCUUUGCGCUCGAGCGGUAGCCAAUCGAACUGACGCUUGCUUUAUCCGAGUCAUAGGAUCCGAACUAGUGCAGAAAUACGUUGGCGAGGGAGCGAGAAUGGUGCGAGAACUAUUCGAAAUGGCUAGAUCCAAGAAGGCGUGUAUUAUUUUCUUCGAUGAGAUUGACGCUAUUGGAGGGGCAAGGUUCGACGAUGGGGCGGGAGGGGACAACGAAGUGCAAAGGACGAUGCUGGAACUGAUCAACCAACUGGACGGAUUCGAUGCCAGAGGAAACAUAAAGGUUCUCAUGGCCACCAACCGACCGGAUACCCUGGAUCCAGCAUUGAUGCGACCGGGACGUCUGGACCGAAAAGUGGAGUUCGGUUUGCCUGAUUUGGAAGGAAGGGCAAACAUCUUCAAGAUUCAUGCCAGACAAAUGUCAGUGGAGAAAGACAUCCGAUAUGAACUGCUGGCAAGAUUGUGUCCUAAUAGUACAGGCGCUGAUAUCCGCAGUGUGUGCACAGAAGCAGGUAUGUUUGCAAUCCGAGCCAGAAGGAAAAUGGCCACUGAAAAAGACUUCUUGGAGGCAGUCAACAAAGUCAUAAAAGCGUACGCCAAGUUUAGCUCUACGCCCAGAUAUAUGACAUACAACUGAUAUUUUGAACUGAAACACUUGAGUGAGCGGAAUUGUUACAAUGUUGAACAUAAAUAUGAUGUUUUGUAGUUUUUAAAUUGAAAAGAGGUAACUUGUCGAGAAUAAUUAAAUGUAAAUGGCGUUUUGACUAUUGAUCAGAGUUUAUUUAAUUCUAAUCAAUUGCGCUGCGGUGAACAA